GUUGAUUUUCAGUUCACACACCUAUGCUCACAGAUGCUCUAGUAGGAUAGAUUUAUCCUACGCUUUAAAUAAUUACAUAUCAUCAUGGUAGGCUACUGUCCAAUCUGUGGGAAGCCCGUCUACUUUGGUGAGAAGAAGCGGUCCUUAGGGAGGGACUACCACCCUCUGUGUCUCAAGUGUCAACAGUGCAACAGACAGCUCACACCUAGUCAACAUGCUGAGUAUGAUGAGAAGCCAUAUUGUUCACACUGCUACCUGAAGAGGUUUGGUCCAAGAGGUAACAGGUGACUGGUGUCUCCAUGGUGCAGUGCAGCUCCUUCACAGACACCAUGACAGAGCCAACAUGGCAGGGCCUUUUUAUUGGACAAAAAAUGAGCAGGCCUAAAUAAAUAAAAAUGACAAACAGUUAACUAAAGUGGAUGGACUGUAAGAUAUCUAUCAUAUACACAAAAUGAAAUAUUUAUAAAUUUGUGAUGACCACUUGAUGCCAUGUGUAUGUCAUUGUUCACUUUUAUGAUGUAAAUUAAUUUAAAUAAAUGCAUUUUGAAACAGGCCAACGUCAAA
Cottoperca gobio is the source of this 564-nucleotide messenger RNA. RefSeq names its product cysteine-rich protein 2. Gene Ontology annotation, molecular function: zinc ion binding. The coding region runs from base 85 to 288 and encodes 67 amino acids. Gene Ontology annotation, biological process: regulation of gene expression; intrinsic apoptotic signaling pathway in response to DNA damage. The record is from RefSeq and is a predicted model, not a curated record. The transcript is spliced from 4 exons. Lineage: Eukaryota; Metazoa; Chordata; Actinopteri; Perciformes; Bovichtidae.